UUCCGUUAUUUCCCUUACUUCCUGUCUCUGUCACUAUUGUAUGAACACGCUGAAGAGUUGAAGUUAUAAGUAAAUUUUUUGCGUAAGGACAGGAGACUGACUGAAUAAAAUAAAAACAUAAAUCUGGAUUCCAUAAACAGAAGGUCAGGAGAACUGCUAGAAAUUCAGCGAUUUAAAGAACGGAUACUUAACACAGGAACUGGAAGAAACAUCAUCAGUGUCAGGAACAUCAUUCCAUAAUGGCAGAAAUAUCUUCUGAUGGUUUGCAGAUGAAAAAUACCUCAUGUCCAAAAAGAAAGCAAAGAACAGAAGACAGCAAAUCUUUUACUUGCCCUCACUGUGAAAAGGGAUUUAAAAGAAAAGGAUACCUUGUGGAGCACAUGAGAUUUCACACUGGAGAACGCUCAUAUGCAUGUCUUCAGUGUGGGAAGAGUUUCACAAAAAAAAACCGCCUUGAUGCCCACAUGACAAUUCACACUGGAGAGCGGCCAUUCCCAUGUCUUCAGUGUGGAAAAAGAUUUGGACAGAAAGGACAUCUCACAGGUCACAUGAGAAUUCACACUGGAGACCGUCCAUACCCAUGUCCUCAGUGUGGAAAGAGUUUCACAAAGAAAGCAACUCUUACAGAUCACAUGAGAGUUCACACUGGAGAGCGUCCAUACCCAUGUCCUCAUUGUGAAAAAAGUUUCAAACUAAAAUGUCAUCUUAAGACUCACAUAAAUUUUCACACUGGAGAUAUUCAAUACCCAUGUCCUCAGUGUGGAAAGAGUUGUACAAGUCCAAUGCAUCUUAGAACUCACAUGAUAGUUCACACUGAAGAGCGCCCGUACACAUGUCCUCAGUGUGAAAAAAGUUUCAAACACAAAACUACUCUUAAGACUCACAUAAGAAUUCACACUGGAGAACGCCCAUACACAUGUCCUCAGUGUGGAAAGAGUUUUAUGACGCUGGGACAUCUUACAGAUCACAUGAAGAUUCAUACUGGAGAGCGCCCUUACCAAUGUCUUCAGUGUGAAAAGAGAUUCUCAAGAAAAAAUUACUUUGAUAUUCACAUGAGAAUUCACACUGGAGAGCGCCCAUACACAUGUACUGAGUGUGAAAAGAGCUUCAUGACGAAAGGACGUCUUAAAGAGCACACUAAAAUUCACACUGGAGAGCGUCCUUACAAAUGUCUUCAUUGUAGAAGGAGCUUCAUAAGGAAAGGAUAUUUUGAAGAGCACAUAAGAGUUCACACUGGAGAGCGGCCAUACCCAUGUCCUCAGUGUGAAAAGAGUUUUCCUAAAAAAAGUUACCUUGAUGCCCACGUGAGAGUUCACACUGGAGAGUGCCCGUACCCAUGUCCUCAGUGUGGAAAAAGUUUUACACAAGAAUGUACUCUUAAAAAUCACAUGAGUGUUCACAGUGGAGAGCGCCCAUACAUGUGUCUUCAGUGUGGAAAGAGUUUUAGAGUUUUAGAUCCCUUGUGAAUCACAAAAGAAGUAACAAUGGAGAGUGCACAUCAACAUGUCUUUAAAGGAGCAUUUCACCCGUAGAAACAUUCAUCUUUAUUGAAAGUGUGUCAUAUUUGUAGUCGAAAUGUAACAUACAUUUAGAAUUUGGUGCCUAUUUGACAGAGAAAAGGGGUGUUUGUAGUCUCACCCCCUCAACAAAGAUAUUGGACUUCCUGCUUUCAAUGAUGCAAAAUGAUGAUUUUUACAUCAUUGAAAGAAGGAAGUGCAACACUGAAGUCUGUAUUUCUCCUGUCUCAGCGGCAACUGAGGAAAUGAUGCACGACCAUUCAAAAACAUGACUGCGAUUCUAACUAUACAAAACUUAAUGCAAAUGGGUGUCCCUUUAAUGUGGAAAGGUCAUACUGAACACAUGGAAUCAAACAUUUUAAGCCCAACAACUUGUAAAAAGUGGUUUAGUGUUUUCCUUCUUUAAAUGAUUUUUUAACAGUAAGUAUAUGUGCAUGUCUUCAGUCAGGGUUUUAAAGUCUUAAAGGACAAGUUCGGCAUUUUACACUUAAAGCCCUGUUUUGAGAUUGUUUAUGAUGAAAUAGAACGGUUUUGACUGAAAUUUGGACAUAUGCGGCUGCCCAGAGAAUUUUUGGGUGUUUGUUGUAUCACCUCCCACCUCUACAAUGAGUUUAAUGGUGCACUGGAACAAUCCUUCCUAAAAUGCAUUAAACUUUCGUUUACAAAGACGUGAAACUCACCGAGUGGUCAGGGGUGUUCACUGAUAUGCUCACACAAAAAUCGCUGCAAAAUACGCAUUCCAACAGGUUUAAUUGUAGUUUUUGCCAACUCCAUUGACAUGUAUUAGAUGUGCUGUGAGGUACGGUAUUACUCCGCGCCGGGAACUUUGUUUCUAUUCUUGCAAUUGGCAAUGGCGGAUUAGCGCCACCACCUGGGCUGGAGUGUCUAUUAUUCAAGCUCUAAGCGGAAGAAUGUACGGGUUUGAGGCGCCUGGAAAAAUAGGUCCACAAGUUAACAACGAAUGCUAAAACAGCUGUUGGAAAGCAUCUUUUGCAGCGAUUUUUGUAUGAGCAUAUCAGUGAACACCCCUGACCACUCGGUGAGUUUCACAAAACCAGAUUUCUUAUAUACAUUUGAAUAAUAUACACUGUAAAAAGUUAAAGUUGGAUCAAAUUAUUGAUAAUGCCUAAAACGUUUAUGUUUUUUCAACUUGUUCCUCAGUUUAAGUGAAAUAAUUAAAGUUAAAAAUGUUUAAAUAUUAGGUGUUACCAAUUGAAGUAAGUAAGUUAAAAUACCAUAAAAUGUAAAGAAAAAUUCCUAUCUAUUGUCUAUAUACUACUAACAUGUAUUUAUUGUACAUUUUCUGCUCUGCAACAAUGUUUUUUUUUUCAAAAGUGCUAUAGAAAUACAAUUGAAUUAAAGUAAUUCUAACACAUUCUUUGUUGUAAAGUGCAUGAUUUUCGCCUCUCUGCUGCCCUCUUGUUACUCUUAACUAGGUUAAGAGACCUCUCCAGCUC
Molecule: messenger RNA, 2974 nt
Organism: Misgurnus anguillicaudatus (oriental weatherfish)
Lineage: Eukaryota; Metazoa; Chordata; Actinopteri; Cypriniformes; Cobitidae
Biological process (GO): regulation of DNA-templated transcription
Molecular function (GO): DNA-binding transcription factor activity, RNA polymerase II-specific; RNA polymerase II cis-regulatory region sequence-specific DNA binding
Source: RefSeq, a predicted model, not a curated record